Messenger RNA from Tinamus guttatus (white-throated tinamou), 387 nucleotides. The record is from RefSeq and is a predicted model, not a curated record. NCBI's taxonomy places the organism in Eukaryota, Metazoa, Chordata, Aves, Tinamiformes, Tinamidae.
AUGUCCUGCUACCGAGACCUGUGCAGCUACCCCAGCACGGCGCCCUGCCACGUGGCCUGUCCCCAGCCCCUCGCUGACGCCUGGAACGAGCCCUGUGUCACCUCCUGCGGGGACUCCCGCGCCGUGGUCUACCCGCCGCCCGUCGUCAUCACCUUCCCCGGGCCCAUCCUCAGCUCCUGCCCGCAGCAGAGCGUGGUGGGAUCCUCAGCACCGGCUGCCAUUGGGAGCACGUUGGGCUACGGGGCGUCUUUUGGCUACAGAGGCUCUCUUGCCUAUGGGGGCUCCCUGGGCAGCAGGACUCUGCUUGGAGUUUUCCCUUUUCUGUGCCAUAAGAUUAAAUCAGACAUGUUAGCAGUUCUAUGUGGUGUAAGCAGUAUUUCCUAUUGA